GGGGAUGAAAUCGGUGACGGACCACCCCUGGACAUAUUUCCGCCAAUAACAAACCUGCUAGGUUCCGAAACCGUUCACUGUAUUGUUUGGACAAGCUAUGCGAAGUGCGUAGAAAUGUUCCGUUAAUGGUCGUUUUUAAGUGAAAUGGAUUGAGGUCGUUGCACUUUGUUUGGCAUUAAUGUCAAAACGGGAAAAAUGUGUUUUUAAUAACGUAAAUCAGCAAACAAAUGAUUCUGACUAGUGUUAGCAAAAAAGGCUAACGCUGUGUUCAGUGACAUGCUCCUUUAGCAUGCAGUCAUGUUAGCUUGCUAACGAUUAGGGACUGGUACUGUUGCUGACCGUGUCUCCCGCUUGGUCGUGACACGGUCCGUUUAUUCGACAAAAAAAAUAUCGAAAGAGAGCAACCACGGUUACAACCUGUUCAUUUCCUGACCGGGAAGCAUUCAGCUGAACAAAUACCGUCAAGCAGUUCAACAGAUCUGCAAAAUGAAGAUGUUCUCAGUGGCUCACAAGACUGUCUUUGUGGUGGACCACUGCCCCUACAUGGCAGAGUCAAGUCGUCAGCAGGUGGAGUGUGACGUGCUGACAAAGAGUCGAGGUCAUGGUGUCAUUCCCUUGGCUCCUGUGUCCAAGUCCCUGUGGACUUGUGCUGUGGAGUGCUCCAUGGAGUACUGCCGCAUCCUCUACGAUAUUUAUCCGAAGGACAAGCUGAUUAAUUACGUUGUGAGUGAUUCAGAGUUCCACAUCUUGAAUAGCUGGAGACAGGAAGACCAAAGCACUCAUGAGCUCAUGUCAGCUCUGGCAGCCGUCGGGCCACCUAACCCACGCGAAGACCCCGAGUGUUGCAGCAUCCUUCAUGGGCUUGUCUCGGCAGUGGAAUCUUUAUGCAAGAUCACAGAGCUGCAGCACGAGCGGCGCACCAAUCUCAUGGACACUGCAGAGAGAGUUGCAAAUAGAGGCCGCAUUAUCUGCCUCACCAAUGCUAAAAGCGAUACUCACGUGCGCAUGUUGGAAGACUGCAUCCAGGAAACAAUAUUAGAACAAAACAAGCUAGCAGCCGGCUCGGACAGGCUGAUGGCCAUCCAGCAGUGCGACCUUGUUCUUAUUCACAUUCACCCACAGGGGGAGGACACACUGGUGUCUGACCGACCCAAGAAAGAGAUCUCCCCUCUACUCACCAGCGAGGUUCACAGCGUCCGUGCAGGGCGCCACCUCGCCACCAAACUCAACAUUCUGGUCCAGCAGCACUUUGACUUGGCCUCCACCACCAUCACAAACAUCCCCAUGAAGGAAGAGCAGCACGCCAACACAUCAGCCAAUUACGAUGUUGAGCUCCUGCAUCACAGAGACGCUCACCUGGAGUUCUUUAAAAGCGGAGACUUGCAUAUGGCCGGUAGCAGCACUCGGGAAAAUGGACUCAAAGAGACAAUUACACUAAAAUGGUGCACUCCGAGGACCAACAGCAUAGAAUUGCAUUACUGUACAGGGGCCUAUCGCAUCUCCCCCACUGAUGUUAACAGUCGUCCCUCGUCAUGUUUGACAAACUUUCUUCUCAACGGUCGAUCAGUGCUCCUGGAGCAGCCGAGGAAAUCUGGAUCCAAGGUCAUCAGCCACAUGCUUAGCAGCCAUGGAGGCGAGAUCUUCCUGCAUGUUCUGAACAGUAAUCGCUCCACCCUGGAGGACCCGCCCUCUAUCAGCGAGGGCUGCGGUGGACGAGUGACAGAUUAUCGCAUCACUGACUUUGGUGAAUUCAUGAGGGAAAACCGGCUCACUCCUGUUUCAGAGUCUUUCCAUGAUCCUUCUGGGAAAUUGCCAGUUGAGAGGGCGAAAGCCCAGCUGGAGCGCUACACUCGAUACUGGCCUAUGAUCAUCUCCCAGACCACCAUCUUCAACAUGCAGGCCGUGGUUCCUUUAGCUAACCUGAUAGUGAAGGAGACUUUAUCUGAGGAAGACGUUCUGACCUGCCAGAAGACCGUUUACAACCUGGUAGACAUGGAAAGAAAGAACGAUCCUCUUCCUAUUUCCACCGUCGGAUCCAGGGGCAAAGGACCCAAGAGAGACGAGCAGUACCGCAUCAUGUGGAACGAGCUGGAAACAUUAGUCAAAACUCACUCCGGAGCCACUGACAGACACCAGCGCGUGCUGGACUGCAUCAUCGCCUGCCGCAGCAAACCCCCCGAGGAGGAGGAGAGAAAGAAAAGAGGCAGGAAGAGGGAGGAGAGGGAAGACAAGACAGAGAAAAACGGCAGCAAGGACACAGAGGACAAAAGCUGGCAGGACACGGAGAGACUAAAGGGGUUGCUGGAGGAGGAUCAGGGGUCUGAGGUGAUCAAGGAUUCACCAGAUUCUCCUGAGCCGGCCAUUAAAAAGCCGCGCCUGUCCACAGAAGACGUUCCACUUCCAGAGAGAGCAAAAGGCCCCGUGUCACUCCUCGCCAUGUGGACCAAUCGCAUCACUGUGGCCAAUUCCAGGAAGCACCAGGAGUUUUUGGGCAGAGUGAGCUCCGUCAACAACAAGUUUGAGUUAUACCAGCAGCUCAAAGAGGAAAACGGGAUUGAAGUUCAUGAAAACGGAAAAGCCGCCAGAUGAUGUUUCUGUGAUAUUGCCGAGGAUGAGAUUGUGGACCACCAUUUUAAUUUCUUUUUCAGAUUAGGGCUUCACCUGAUUCUCCCAGAACAAGGACAUGAAAUAAACCAGACGGUGAACUCUAAAGAGGAAUUUCUAUGUUUUUUAAGCCAUGAUUUUGUAGAUAUGCUGUUCACAUAUUGUGUAACACAUUAAAACGCUGUUGGCUUUUGCUGAAAGUCAAUUGAAUGUUAAAGUG
Molecule: messenger RNA, 2824 nt
Organism: Labrus bergylta (ballan wrasse)
Lineage: Eukaryota; Metazoa; Chordata; Actinopteri; Labriformes; Labridae
Gene: ints13
Product: integrator complex subunit 13
Biological process (GO): regulation of mitotic cell cycle; centrosome localization
Cellular component (GO): integrator complex
Source: RefSeq, a predicted model, not a curated record